AAUGUGAAUAUCGUACGGGUGAAGACGUCUUCUGUUCGUCUGGCUCUGGCUCUUACUCCCAUAACAAAUAAUAAACCAAAUAAUCGAGCAUAGUGAGAUAACAUAAACAACAAUAACGAAUAAUAUGCAACAAUCUAAGUAAUAUUCACAAGAAAAACGAAAACAACAAAACGCUACGAAUAACCCAGUCGGAGAGCGGAAAACUUUGUCAUAAAUAAGUUUACGGCGAAACCUCCAUAUUACUUCAAUCACGAAAUUGAAAGCAAAAAAGGAAGCUGUGGAAGAUUGAGUUGCUGCCACAGUUACUUACCCGAGUUGCCUGAGUGUUACUGCUCCACAAACUGACAUUCAGAGUACUGCCAAUGAUGCUGAUGCCGCUUAAAGGCAAUUCCAAAUACAAAAUGCGGUCUACGCAGCUCAACUUGUUGUGCGCUUUGCUCAUGCUGGUAUUCCUUGGCUACACAAGCGCAGAAUCAAAGUAUCGCACUCCUGCCCGGAUAUUGGCCAAGCAAACGGGGGCUACUCAAUUCGAGGAGGAACGCUAUGAGGCGCAUACAAACUGCAACGAACACAAGCACCACUUGAAGAAGCGAGCUUCCGAUGAGGAUGUGGACUACGAGGUGUACCAGGGUGUGGUUGGACGUCCGGGCAUCGACUUUCCCAUCUACCCACGGAUCCCGAAGACCUCGUUCAGCUGUCGUUCCUAUGGAAAUGGAUACUUUGCCGAUAUGGAAACGGAUUGUCAAGUCUUUCACAUCUGCGAGGAGGGCCGUAAGAUCUCCUUCCUCUGUCCCAAUGGCACGAUCUUCCAGCAGAGCGAGCUCACCUGUGACUGGUGGUUCAAGGUCAACUGUCUGGGAUCCUCGGGCUAUUAUGCAGAGAGUGCUGAGAUCCUCAACAAGCAGCGGGUGCAUCGCGUGCGUCCCUCUGUUCCCGUUCAAGGCUUCAACAUAGUGGGUGGUGGGCUAGACAUCAAGCCAAAGGUCACUCCAGUCGCUGGUCAGGGAAGGUCUGGUAAUCGUGCUAAUCCCGACAGACGUAUCGAUUCCACGGAAGAUGUUCCCGCCUCAGUGGAGAGCGUGGACUUUGAUGAUGUAUCCGGCGAGAAGCAGCGAAAGGUUCUGCCCAGCAUCGAUAGCAAUAGCAAUGACCAUGAGACUCAGAUUACUGCGGAGAGCUCCUCAUUUGUCAGUGGUUCCGGCAAGCGAAGGAUCAAUAAGGAUAGCAACCCAAAUCGCAACGAGGACGUCACAGUUUUGAAACCAGCCCGCAUUAGGACUCCAGUGGCCUCACAGGAGAGAGGAGUCUCCACCGAAAGAGCCCGGAAUGGUCAGAGGGGACAGCAUCGCUACAGUGGAAGCGAGGAGCACAGCAAGGAGAAGGAUAAGCCUGCUCCCAGCCAGUCCAAGGAAAAGCCGGAGUUCUUCGAGGCUCAUUCCACCCGAUCAGUGCCACAGACCACUCCUCGCUACUCAGCCGGAAGCCAUCCCACCGUGCGCCGCCUGGAACCCAGCAAAUCCACGCCCUUCUACACCCCCACUGUUCCCAGUUUGGUCAAGUCGAAGAGCACCGAGGGAAAUCUGAACUACAUCAAGGGUGGUCAUGUGGCCACUACACCAAAUCCCCAUAGAUUUGGCGGCGCUAGCUCAGGAAUUUUCCUUGAAUCCUCCGCGGCACCAAAGGUGAAACCCACCGCGAGUGCCAGUAUCGAACUGGACAGCACCUUCAAGCCGGUUAUCAUUGGCAUGAGGCAUCACUAUGAUGUGGCCAGUUCCGGAGAGUUCCGACCACCUUCCAAGUCCACCGAGAGUCGGGACUAUCUGCCCACCACUCCGUCACCAUCGGCCACCAGCAGCGGACCAACUUAUCUGCCCAAGAGUGCAAAAUCGCCAAGGGGAAAUGCGGCAGGUGCAGCUGGAGAAGAUGUUCUGCUGUUCGCCCCCAAUCCCGUGAAGGAAGAGUCUGUCUAUCGCAAUGUGCAGGAAAUGCUGAAAACAAUGAACCUGUUGAAGGAUCAGUUUGAGGACGUGGAGCUGAAUGCCGCGGCGGCAGCUCCGGCUAGAGUUGGUCUGGAGAUUCCGCCCUCCUCAGGACCGGAUGCCCUCGUAUCGUUUGCCAAGUACUUUGCGCAGGAACAUAAUGAAACCACAAAUGCCCUGGGCAAGCCGGAUAAGUCGGAGAAGACAGACAAGACGGGAGUGAAGACUAAGCUGUCUGUGAAGCCACCACCACUGCCCACUAUCAAGCCAUCGGACACCACUGCGUUGCUGACCACUUCGGAGAAUCCUCCAGCCAUUAGCGAUAAUGCGGACGACAUCAAGAAGAGUCUACUGAGCGAUACAACCGUCAAGAAGUACAGCAAUCUGUUUGGCCUGAAGGCCGCCCAAGGUCGCGUUGCCGGAGAGGGCGACAUUAGCUCGGGAUUGCUCUCUAACCAGCCCAAUGGAACGCAGUCGGAACCCGGUUCGAAAUACCAGCAGUUCCCGCAGAUCGGCAGCACAGGUUCCACUGUAGGUGCCCUGGCGGAGAAGCCAGAGUCCCGUAAGAUCGCUCAGAUCUUCUCCAAUGCUCUGUCCAGCUACCUCGAUAACCCAGCCACGUUCCGCGCGGAACUGGCUGCCCGCGCUCGACCCACGGAGCCACCAAGUACGCCGAACUUCAGACCCGUGACCACCACAGAUCCCUCGCUCUUCAGCGAUGGAACAGCCAAGUACUACCUGCCCACCAAGGGAUUGCCCGAGGCCACAACGCCUACACCGAAUAGCAUUGCAGCGGAAAUUAACCACAAGUUCGAUUCGACUCCGGCUCCGGACUACUCCACCACCACUGAGCUGUACGAAGGAAGCACAAGUCGCGGCCAGGAAGUGGAGUUCUCGGGGGAGCUGUCACCACCGAGUCAGGAUUCCGGCGAGGAGUUCCUGCAGCAACAGCAAACGCAAUCGUUCGUCAAGUCGCGCAACGAUCUGCUCAAGGAUGCCAGGCCUCAGAAGCUGGUGACGACCCACAAACCCACUGAGCACCCGUGGGCGCUGAAGUCGCAGACGGACUUCCUGGAUCCCCUGACCAUCAACGACGGCCUGAUGAAGGAGCAGCGGACUUCCACUACCAGUAGCACCUCCACCUCGACGUCCACAACAGCCUCUCCGUUCGCCUACAGGGUGACCACGCCCACGCCAUCUCGUUACGAGUGGGAGGACAUCUUCCGGAGCUACGACAUUCCCCGGGACGCCCUGCCCUCCAGCAGUGGUCUCCAGAGGAUAGCCAACAAGCUGUUCGGCGGUCUCAACGAACAGGAGGCACUGCAUCUGCGCAACGUGAUGGCCAAGGCGGAGCACGAUCGCCAGGUGCUGAGCCUGCUGCUGCUGCUCAUCCAGACCUGUGACGACCACAACGGCAAGGCGCUGGAGCGGAGUAGGAAGCACCUGCUGAACGCACUCAUCGAUAUUGACAGCAAGACGGCGGCCGGAGGAAAGACCUCCAGGCAGAGACUGACCACCACCACCAACCGCAUCCCGGUGACCACAUUCCGACGAGGUGGUUCCGCCGGAGGCGAGUACUUCACCAGUACCACGCCGGGCUACACGACAACCACGGAUCUGCCCACCACAACAGGUCUGGGGACGGGCAGCUACGAGGAGACCACCAAGUUCGAGAUACGCGUCGAGGAUCUGGAGGAGACCACGACGACGACGGCACCGCUGCUGGAGGUCAACUCGGACCGGAGGGCCCUGGAGCUGCUCAAGUCAUUAUAUUCGCUGGCGUCCAAGUUCAGCAGCAGGCGAUAGAGCGAGGGCGGUGGCGGUUCCUAGACCUUGCGAGUUAAUGCCUAACUUUAGUCAACUCCACUCUACCCCCCUCUUCAGUUCAGUUUGAUUUUCUCUAAGUUAAAGCCCCCUAUCCUAUAUCUAU
This is a messenger RNA of Drosophila takahashii, 3909 nucleotides long. RefSeq names its product thawb (gene thw). NCBI's taxonomy places the organism in Eukaryota, Metazoa, Arthropoda, Insecta, Diptera, Drosophilidae. The record is from RefSeq and is a predicted model, not a curated record. Gene Ontology annotation, cellular component: extracellular region. Gene Ontology annotation, molecular function: chitin binding.